AUGCUUUGGCUACAGAAACUGGGUCUGCUCAUAGCGAGCACGACAGCACUUGCGAACCCGCAGCCUGACCAUGAUGGGGAGUACUCACCAUUGGCCCGCGCGCCAUACAAGGACCCAUCCCUCCCUGUUGGAGACCGAGUCAAAGAUCUGGUGUCUCGCAUGACAAUCCAGGAAAAGACCGCUCAGCUCAUGCAAGGCGACAUCUCCAAUUGGUUCAAUACGACCACAGGUGCCUUCAACCAAUCAGGGCUGGAAGCGAACUUUGAGCAGAAGGCUGGCAUGGUCUGGGCCGGUUACACCAUCCCAUGGGACUGGCUGGCUUCUAACAUCAAACGAGGCAUUGAUUAUGCCGUGAACAGCACCCGCCUCGGAAUACCGCCCAUCGUGCAGACCGAGGGCAUCCACGGCUUCCGUGUCGGGAAUGCCACCAUCUUCAACUCCCCAAUAGGCUACGCGUGCAGCUGGAACAGAAUGCAAGUACAGGCCAUGGCCGUCCAGAUCGCUCGCGAGGCCCAAGCUCUUGGCAUAUCGCAGGUGUUUGCACCACUUGCAGAUCUGGCUCGAGAGCCUCGUUAUGGCCGCGUCGAGGAAACCUUUGGGGAAGAUGGUUACUUGGCUGGAGAGAUUGCUUACGCUUACGUGAAAGGCGUGCAGAGUCUGAACGUCAGUGCUAUGGUAAAGCACUUUACAGCAUCAAGCGAACCGGAGCAGGGCUUGAACACGGGACCAGUGCAUGGAGGCGAGCGUGAGCUACGAACCACAUGGCUGCCAAGCUACAAGAAGGCGAUUGUCGAUGCUGGAGCUUGGGCCAUCAUGAGCGCCUAUGCGAGCUAUGAUGGAGUGCCGCAAGUCGCUGAUGAGCACACGCUUACCGAGAUAUUGAGAGAUGAAUGGGGCUACAAAUUCUGGGUGUCGUCGGAUGCUGGCGCUACCGAUAGGCUGGCGAAGCCGUUCCGCAUUUGCCCAAGUCCUCUCACUAAGUAUGGCAGUCCUAUAACUGAGGGCAACGAAUGUGUGACUUUGAAUGCUCUUCCUGCCGGCGGUGACGUCGAGAUGGGUGGAGGCAGCUUCAGCUACAGGUCUAUACCAGACCUGGUCGCGUCAGGGCGCUUGGAUGUCGCCGUGGUCGAUACUGCUGUCAGUCGUGUGCUUCGAGCGAAAUUCGAGAUGGGCCUGUUCGAGCGGCCAUACCAGAUCGCACCUGAGAGUGAAUGGAGCAGCAUUAUCCGCGGACCAGAUGCUCAGCAGUUGGCAAGAGAAGUGGACAGAGACAGCAUUGUGCUGCUGAAGAAUGAUCACCAAAUCUUGCCAAUCAGCAAAGACAAAAAGGUCGCCGUCAUUGGUCCAAUGGCCCAUGGAUUCAUGAACUAUGGAGACUACGUCGUAGAUGGCUCUCAAUAUCGUGGAGUAACGCCGCUGGACGGGAUCCAGGCCGCACUAGGCAAUGACCGCGUCAGUUAUGCGCAAGGCUGUGCACGCUGGAGCUUGAACCAGUCUGGCUUUCCUGCCGCCGUCGAAGCUGCUAGCAAAGCCGACGUUGCCAUAGUCGUCGUCGGCACGUGGAGUCGCGAUCAAGUCGAAUUAUGGCAAGGCUUAAACGCAACCACAGGCGAGCACGUGGACCUAUCUUCUCUGAACCUCGUCGGCGCACAAUCAGAUCUUCUCAGAGCAGUCAUCAACACCAAGACUCCUACCGUCGUGGUCUUUUCAAGUGGCAAACCGAUCACCGAAGACUGGAUUUCGAACACAACCGCAAGUCUCGUGCAGCAGUUCUAUCCUUCAGAGCAAGGAGGAAACGCCCUAGCAGAUAUCCUGUUCGGCGCUGUUUCUCCCAGUGGCAAGCUCUCAGUCUCGUUCCCGCACGAUGUCGGUACCCUCCCAAUCUACUACGAUCAUCUCAACUCAGCACGACAAAUCGGAGACUCAGGCUUCGUAGGUGCGGACGGACAGCUUUACUUCGGCCAUCAAUAUGUUCUCAACACGCCUAAUCCGUGGUUUCCAUUCGGAUACGGACUCAGCUACACCAAUUUCUCAUACUCCAACGUCACGCUCGAUAAAUCGAACGUCUCAUCUACAGACACCAUCACCGCCUCGGUAUCGGUCACGAACCAGGGCACGAGAGACGGCGCCGAGGUCAUUCAGCUUUACGUCAAGGACAUGAUCGCCAGUGUCGAUGUCCCGAACAUUCAGCUCAAAGGUUUCGAGAAAGUCAUGUUUCACGCAGGCGAGACGAAAGACGUCAAAAUCUCCUUGAACGUCAGCGAUGUCGGUCUCUGGAAUCGAAAAAUGCAAUACGUCGUCGAGCCCGGCGAAUUCGUGGUUUAUAUGGGCUCGUCAUCGGCCGAUUUGGCGCAUAAUGCUAGCUUUUGGGUCGAGGGUAUGAGCUACUGA
Molecule: messenger RNA, 2391 nt
Organism: Pseudocercospora fijiensis CIRAD86
Lineage: Eukaryota; Fungi; Ascomycota; Dothideomycetes; Mycosphaerellales; Mycosphaerellaceae
Product: glycoside hydrolase family 3 protein
Exons: 2
Coding region: 1-2391 (796 amino acids)
Biological process (GO): glucan catabolic process
Molecular function (GO): beta-glucosidase activity
Source: RefSeq, a predicted model, not a curated record